GUUCAUUGUGUGACCAUAGUCACCGGUACAAGAACAAAAAUCGAACCCAACAUUUAUCCAUACAUGGAAUAUUAUCGCCACAUUAAAUCCCUGUUCAAACUUUAUUUCAAAGUUGAUCUAUGGCAACAAACAAACAUGAUAAAUCUUAACAAACAACGUGCAUUUUGAUCUACCGAUACUGCCUUCAAAAUCCAUAGAGGGACUAAGGUUGGGGAAGGAUCAAGAGCUUUCAUCGAUAGGGAAAGUAAACCGAAGCAGAGCUUAAAUUUCGUAUAAAAUGGGGAAGCGAAGUCUCUCCUUCAGUCCAUUAAAAACACACACGAUACUCUAAUAAGAAGGAAAGAAAAUGGUUCGCUGCUUUUCAACAGUUCACGUAGCUGUUUUGUUGCUGGCUUGGUCGACAUGUUCGACCGCUGCUGCCGUCAAUUUGGAGGGAAAACUGCAACAACUAACAGACACGUUUAACCAAUUCAAAGUAGAAAUGGCGGCAAAAGAAACGAGACUGCAGGCGGAAGUGGCUGAACUAAAGGCAAAAGUUACAGGACUAGAAGCCCAACUACAACGUCACGAGUCGUUGAUCGCAAACCUGCAGAACCCGACGCCAAAAAUCGCAAACGACAUCCAACCGAAAUUAAUCAACGGAAUGCCCACUUCGUGUGCCGAACUCAAGUCGAUUGGGCACAUCUGGAGCGGACUCUAUUCCGUCAUGGGUAUAAACAUGGUCGAAACAAUCUAUUGCGACUUUACCAAAGCAAUUGGAGAUCCAGGACUACAGAAAUGGAUCGGCUAUAACGAUGUCAAAUCGGUGCCAGUCUACUUUUACGUUCAAAAGGACAAUAGUUUCAACCUGACAAACACUCCGAUCCCAUUCGAACGCGUUUUGAACAACGUCGGAAACGCCAUGAAUGUAGACACUGGCAUCUUCACGGCACCCGUCACAGGGACUUACUUCUUCGCCGUGUCCGGAAUGGUAUAUUUCCCCUCUUCCCCUACGUCAAGACAAGAGAUUGGUUUAGCCUUGUAUUCGAACGGCAACGAAAUCGGUCUGGCUCUGGCUAAUGAAGUCGGCACUAUUGAACAAUUCGGAACUUACGAUAUGGAAUCGACACUCAAUCUUAAAUCAGGAGAUCAAGUCUGGCUGGCCAUCAAGUACAAAUCGACAGACACGUACGUAUUUGACAAUUUCCAGCACCAGAAUCACUUUACUGGUUGGCUUCUACAACAAGAUUUCAAUAACUCGGCGUACCACACGAGUGUGUAAAUCAAUGCCAGAUGGACAAAUUGCUGCCAACAACAAAUGUAUGCCUUAAUAAAAGUUUCUCUUAUUAUUGUUAUUUAUUAAUUGCAAUAAAUAACA
Daphnia pulicaria is the source of this 1357-nucleotide messenger RNA. RefSeq lists its product as uncharacterized. The record is from RefSeq and is a predicted model, not a curated record. NCBI's taxonomy places the organism in Eukaryota, Metazoa, Arthropoda, Branchiopoda, Diplostraca, Daphniidae. Bases 347 to 1261 code for a protein of 304 amino acids. The transcript has 3 exons. Gene Ontology annotation, molecular function: protein binding.